Messenger RNA from Agrilus planipennis (emerald ash borer), 2488 nucleotides. Its product is annotated as cytochrome P450 4d2-like. The record is from RefSeq and is a predicted model, not a curated record. Gene Ontology annotation, molecular function: iron ion binding; oxidoreductase activity, acting on paired donors, with incorporation or reduction of molecular oxygen; heme binding. Lineage: Eukaryota; Metazoa; Arthropoda; Insecta; Coleoptera; Buprestidae. Bases 922 to 2430 code for a protein of 502 amino acids. The transcript has 7 exons.
AAAAGACGAAAAACCAGGCGAGGACCACUGACAAAUUCUCUGAAAGCCUUUACCCGCAUCCUAAUGAACGCUCUUGUUGAUUCAUUCUGCCUUUCUGCAUGUACAGUCGACAUAUACGUAUGUAUACAUAGGGAUGUAUGUGAACGAGAUGUGCCUGACGUUUAGCUCUUUCUUUCUAUGCAGCUUUACAAGAUUGAAUAGUAAUUAGCAAUUUCCGGGAUCACAUAAUUGUAAUUGAAAAUCUAGUUAAUUAGAAAUUUCCCUAUUUCUUAAUUAACUUAAAUUAAACGCAACCUGAAAUAAUGUACGAUAAUCUUAAAUGAUUUAAGAGUACUACCUCGUCUCUUACAGAGUAAUAAAUCAUAAAUCAAAAAUUUAUAAAAUCCGCGCCACAAAAGAAUGCCCAAAAAACUCGAUAACAAUUAAAAAAUUGAUAGUUGUACCGUCUUUAAUGAUGUUGAUCGCGUCUUCGAUAUAUAGAUUAAAAACUGCAACAAAAUUUUUAUGGUAAUCAAGGUACUUUAUAGCAACUAAAGCAAAGACGUACGUAUGCAUAUGCGUAUAUAUUGUCCAUUAAUUUUUAACUGAAUCCAUUAGGAUGAUAAGAUGAUAGCUUUUUAUACUCUUCUUUUUUCUCUAUAAAGAGAAGUUUUUCUGUCCUCAAUAAACCCCAGUUCCGAUAGAUAAUUUUAUCUAAUGAUUUUAGUGGAGUAUCUUUCAGUCUUCAGUAAGGUCGGGGCAAUUUUUCAUCAGUUUAUGAAUAUAUUAAUUUAGAGAACGAUUGAAUCGCGUAUCGGUUUAAUUCGUUAUUUACCGGAAAAGUUAUCAUACUUUAGCUCAUAAGGUUCACACUGUUUCAGGCUUUAAUCUGUUUAAUACUGUGUAAGUUGUAUCUUGCAUAGUAAUACGUGUUUUAUUACAAUGUUAACUUGGCUGUUAUUGGUGUUAGCUACAGUGGCAUUUGUUUUAAUAUUAUUAACAAUGUAUUGGUGUUACGUGAAUUACAAUUACUUUUUCAAAAUGAAAAAUUUGCCAGGUCCAUCACCGUUACCUAUCCUGGGCAAUGCAUUAUAUUUUAAAGAAUUGGAUGGCUUCUUAAACACGUUAUUGAAAUUGAAAAGCAAAUAUGGAUCGCCUUUUAAAAUCACAAUUGGUUUUCAAUACCCCUGGGUAAUUAUUUCCGAUUCCAAGUUUAUGACAUUCUUUCUGUCUUCGAACAAGUACAUUACCAAGUCGCAGGAUUAUAAUUUUUUUCGCAGUUGGUUAGGAGAUGGGCUGUUGACAAGUACAGGUAAACAAUGGAAAAUUCAUAGAAAAAUUCUAACCCCUGCUUUCCAUUUUGAUAUACUUGAAAAAUUCUUGGACGUAUUUGAAAAAAACGUUGAGAUUAUGCUUAAUAGGUGGAGAAACGAAAUCGGAACAACAAAUUUUGACGUGUUUCCUUUUGUAAGAUUACUCACUUUGGAUAUAAUUUGUGAAACAGCGUUAAGAACGGAAAUAAACGCCCAAAUUGACAACAAUUCGGAUUAUGUCCGAUCAGUUCAGUUACUGAAUAGGAUUCUGAUGGACAGAGCCCUUAGCCUAUUUUUGUGGCAUGACUCAAUUUACAUGCACAGCGAUCAUUCGAUUAGGGAAAGAAGUGCCGUUAAAAUCAUCAAUUCUCUAACCGACUCGGUCAUUAAACGGAGAAAAGAAGAAAUUGAAAAUCAGUGGGACAGUCACGUCGAAGACUCGGGGGAUGAAAGAAAACUUGCCUUUCUAGAUUUGCUUUUGCAAGCUGAGGCGGAUGGCGAGCGAUUGUCUGACAUCAGCAUAAGGGAUGAAGUGAACACGUUUAUGUUUGAGGGUCACGACACCACCGCUUCUGCGAUCAGCUUUAGUUUAUACAAUAUUUCCCAACACCCUGAAGUACAAAAGAAAAUUGUAGAAGAACUAAACACAAUUUCCAAUAAGGGUAACAACAGCGGUCACUUUACUUAUACGGACUUGCAAGAAAUGAAAUACUUGGAAGCAGUAAUAAAGGAAACAUUACGAAUGUAUCCACCUGUUCCUCUCUUUGGUAGAUUGGCAACUGAAGACAUACUAUACGAGGAUAAAGUUAUACCUAAAGACACAAAUAUCACAUUGUUCGCAUUCGGUUUGCUUAGAGAUCCGGAACUAUUCCCGGAACCUGAAAAGUUUCUUCCAGAACGAUUCCUCGGUAAUAAGGUUAAAGCAAACAACCCAUUUACGUAUGUUCCUUUUAGUGCUGGACCACGAAAUUGCAUUGGUCAAAAGUUUGCUAUGUUAGAAAUGAAGUCGACAAUAGGGCACAUUUUAAAACGAUACGAAUUGCAUCCUGCUGAUGGAAACUUCCAACUUAACUUGAUAUCUGAAGUAAUAUUAAAGUCCACAACAGGAAUUAAAUUAAGGAUAAAGAGACGUUUGUAAUUAAAACUUUUAUUAUAUAGCGAUAUUUCGAAAAUUUUCUGUAUUUAUGUAACUGUAG